This is a messenger RNA of Lontra canadensis (Northern American river otter), 4080 nucleotides long. RefSeq names its product WD repeat domain 48 (gene WDR48). Lineage: Eukaryota; Metazoa; Chordata; Mammalia; Carnivora; Mustelidae. The transcript has 21 exons. Gene Ontology annotation, molecular function: ubiquitin binding. Gene Ontology annotation, biological process: double-strand break repair via homologous recombination; protein deubiquitination. The coding region runs from base 122 to 2128 and encodes 668 amino acids. The record is from RefSeq and is a predicted model, not a curated record.
AGAACACGGCAGGGCGGAGGAAAGUGCAGACAUAAUGAAGAAUGAACACAUGUCCUACCAUCUUCGACUUCUAAGCAGCCUGAAGGAUUUGCUUGCCUUGAGGAGAGGAAAUGGGGAAUGAAUGGAGAGGCAGCCAACAAAGGUAUCCUAUGUUAUUCGAGAUGAAGUGGAGAAGUACAACAGAAAUGGAGUCAAUGCCCUGCAGCUGGAUCCAGCACUGAACAGACUUUUCACGGCCGGUCGAGACUCAAUCAUAAGAAUAUGGAGUGUCAAUCAGCACAAGCAAGAUCCGUAUAUAGCAUCUAUGGAACACCAUACCGAUUGGGUAAACGACAUUGUACUUUGUUGUAAUGGGAAAACAUUAAUAUCUGCUUCUUCUGAUACGACAGUGAAAGUGUGGAAUGCACAUAAGGGAUUUUGCAUGUCAACACUAAGGACACAUAAGGAUUAUGUAAAGGCCUUAGCAUAUGCCAAGGAUAAAGAACUGGUAGCUUCAGCUGGGUUGGACAGACAAAUAUUCCUUUGGGAUGUGAAUACUUUAACAGCACUGACUGCCUCAAAUAACACUGUCACAACUUCAUCUUUAAGUGGGAACAAAGAUUCCAUUUAUAGCCUGGCAAUGAAUCAACUGGGAACAAUCAUUGUAUCAGGGUCCACUGAGAAGGUUUUAAGGGUAUGGGAUCCAAGAACGUGUGCAAAACUAAUGAAGCUGAAAGGACACACCGACAAUGUCAAAGCACUGCUGUUGAACAGAGAUGGCACACAGUGCCUUUCCGGCAGUUCUGAUGGGACCAUUCGCCUUUGGUCCCUUGGCCAGCAGAGAUGUAUAGCAACGUAUCGAGUCCAUGAUGAAGGUGUUUGGGCUCUGCAAGUCAAUGAUGCCUUCACACACGUGUAUUCUGGAGGAAGGGACAGAAAAAUUUACUGUACAGACCUAAGAAACCCUGACAUUCGGGUACUAAUUUGUGAAGAAAAAGCACCAGUUCUCAAGAUGGAGCUUGAUAGAUCAGCUGAUCCCCCUCCCGCAAUCUGGGUUGCCACGACUAAGUCUACAGUAAAUAAAUGGACCUUGAAGGGAAUUCAUAAUUUUAGAGCCUCUGGAGAUUAUGACAAUGACUGUACAAAUCCUAUAACACCACUUUGUACGCAGCCUGACCAGGUUAUUAAAGGGGGUGCGAGUAUUAUUCAGUGUCACAUUCUUAAUGAUAAGAGACAUAUAUUAACCAAAGAUACCAAUAAUAAUGUGGCAUAUUGGGAUGUAUUGAAGGCAUGUAAAGUUGAAGACCUGGGCAAAGUGGAUUUUGAAGAUGAAAUUAAGAAAAGAUUUAAGAUGGUAUAUGUGCCAAAUUGGUUCUCAGUAGACUUAAAAACAGGGAUGUUAACUAUUACUUUGGAUGAGAGUGAUUGUUUUGCUGCUUGGGUUUCUGCAAAAGAUGCUGGCUUCAGCAGCCCUGAUGGGUCAGAUCCAAAAUUGAACUUAGGAGGACUUUUACUCCAGGCACUGCUAGAAUAUUGGCCUAGAACACAUGUGAAUCCAAUGGAUGAAGAAGAAAAUGAAGUAAACCAUGUAAAUGGGGAGCAGGAGAACCGAGUACAGAAGGGAAAUGGAUAUUUUCAAGUGCCCCCUCACACCCCUGUGAUCUUCGGUGAAGCUGGAGGACGCACGCUGUUCAGGCUGCUCUGCCGAGACUCCGGGGGUGAGACUGAGUCGAUGCUUCUUAAUGAGACAGUGCCACAAUGGGUAAUUGACAUCACUGUGGAUAAAAAUAUGCCCAAAUUCAACAAAAUUCCUUUCUACCUCCAACCUCAUGCAUCUUCGGGAGCAAAAACAUUAAAAAAAGACAGACUCUCUGCUAGUGACAUGCUACAGGUCCGGAAAGUAAUGGAACACGUUUAUGAGAAAAUCAUCAACUUGGAUAAUGAGUCGCAAACCACUAGCUCUUCUAAUAAUGAAAAACCAGGAGAACAGGAAAAAGAAGAGGAUAUUGCUGUUUUGGCAGAGGAGAAAAUUGAACUUUUGUGCCAGGACCAGGUUUUAGAUCCAAACAUGGACCUCCGAACAGUGAAGCACUUCAUAUGGAAGAGUGGUGGUGACCUCACCCUCCAUUACCGUCAGAAGUCGACGUGAGGGGUGGGCGAGCACUCCUGGGUAUUCAUUUACUGACCUUCCUCCUUGGCCCCGAGAGUAGUCCUAGGAAGCCCACCGAGCCCCAGCGGGAGCACGACUUCUAACGGCCGAUUUGGUAUGGACCGAGAUUCUCUUUCAGUUGAAGUGACUAAUUGCGGUGUAAAAUAGAAACCAGUCUCCAUGUGUAGAUUAAGCUGUCCCCAGGGAGGCAGAGAGUGCGAGCAGAAAACCCCACAGACACACUGUGUCCUGUGAGAUGUACAGAGGACGGACGACAGGCCAGCACAGACUGGGCUUCUUCCUUUCGUUUCAAAGGACCUUAUCUUUGUCUGUUAGCACUUGUAGAGACACAUAGGUAGAGCCACAUCUGUCACUGUGUUUCCACUUCAAACCCACAUGCUCUGUAGCUUUUGUAAGAGAGUACAUUCCAUUCCUGCAGCACCUAUGAAGGCUUUUUCCAAGUCGGUCAUUAAAAACAAGUUAUUCUCACAUUUAAGACAGUUAUUUUUAAUAGGAAUUUGCUGUUGUACAAUUCCAGAGCCAGCCCAUUUCAUAAUAAAUUAUCCUUGUUGGGCUCGUUUUAAUAUUGCAUCUCAGAUGCGUUCUUUAGGAAGACCUGCGAAACUCUGGGAGCUGGCCCAUAGCACUUGGACCGCCAGACUGGAGUAUGCCCAGCGGCGCCCAGGGCUGCUGCGCCCCCACAGUGCCCCCGGCUGUGCGGCAGCCACGGGCAGGUGCCACGCCUUCCCUGCUCCUCCGCGUCCAGCUUUGUUGAGGGGCCAAGCUACGUGACAUCACAGGUUCGCGCUUUGGGUGAGCAGCACAACACCAUCGAAACUUAAGACCAUGAGGAGAAAAGAAAAGGAAAAAAAAAAACCACAAGGAGAUACUCACUUCAUUUAAAUGCUACCUAAAAUUUAUGGUGUCAGAGAAGGAAGGGUAUCCUAGUGAGUUAAUUUGAUAUUCCCCUCCUGGAAGUAUACAUACUUGUUUUCACCAGAGUUUUAUAUGCAGGUUUUUGUUGUGGUACCUGUAUCCAGAGUUCUUUUCGUUGUUCUUUCUAACAAUCUGAAGCUUUCAUAGAAUCAUUUGAGUCUUGUACAGAAUAUAACUUAUUGGGGAUAAACACUUCAACUUUUGGCAGAAGAAAAUACUUUGGAUUCUCCCCAGGGUCCUUUGUAUUCAGAAUAGAACAGUGGUCCAGCCCCGUACAACUACGGAAGACAAGCCUCCUGUUUAAAGCCAGAAGCACAAGUGCCUUCAGAGGGCAGUUUAUUCCAGUCCAGUUGCCUCCCCAGCUCGCGUGCGGUCUGUCCCCACAACAGCAGGGACUGGGGAGGGGCCGGAAAGGGUUGUUUUCUUUUCUACAUCUUGACAGGUUCAGCGGGAAGCAGCUGAUGGGCCUAAGUCCAGACCUUUCUAUUUGAGAUAUUCUUACCUGCACAACUGUAGAGACAGGGUUCCCUCACUGCUGGUCAGCUUCCUUUGGAAAGUGGACAAGUCACUGCCUCCAGCACUUUGAAGAAGUGAGCAGAGACAUGCCACAUUUCCAAUGAGUUUUUCUCCCUUACACAGAGAGCAACCGGCUUCUUUUUUUAAAAAGUCCUUUCUAUCUGUUGGAUACAACAGUGUGCUUUUGGUGCACAUUUUUUAGCAAUAGUUGUGAAUUAAAGGCAAAAACAAACCCCACAACUCACUUAGCCCUCUGCUGUGUUUGCAGGAGGGGCCCUUGGGGUAAAGGAAUAGGUUUCACUGGGCCAUUUGGCCCCAUGGGCCGAGACUUGAGGGGUGGCUGCACUCCCUUCCUGUCACAGAUCUGACCCUCAGCAUGCUUCUACUUUUUUUCCUUCCAGUCAAACCAGUAACAGUUUCCAGAAAAUCUGACAGUCUGCAAUGCCAAAAGGGUAAAAAUAUGUAUUUCACAGUUGUAUAGAAUAAAGGCUUUAGUUACA